This is a messenger RNA of Cantharellus anzutake, 676 nucleotides long. RefSeq lists its product as uncharacterized. Gene Ontology annotation, molecular function: DNA-binding transcription factor activity, RNA polymerase II-specific; zinc ion binding. Gene Ontology annotation, biological process: regulation of DNA-templated transcription. NCBI's taxonomy places the organism in Eukaryota, Fungi, Basidiomycota, Agaricomycetes, Cantharellales, Hydnaceae. Bases 118 to 483 code for a protein of 121 amino acids. The record is from RefSeq and is a predicted model, not a curated record. The transcript has 4 exons.
CGUCCGUGCUUAGAACGAGAGCGCUCAUCAAUGCACAUAGACAUAGCCACUUCGAAUAAUAAAUACCUGCGCUUCCCCAUUGCCCAGCAGAACAUCUAACGCAGACUGGACAACAUUAUGGCUACACAUUCACUGGACUCGUUCAAAGCACCCACUUCCAACGUCCAGGGUCAGCGAGGUGGGAAUGGAUGCUUUGUAUGUCGGCUCCGAAGCAAGCGCUGUCUCAGGACCGAGAACGGUGCAGGCUGCCCAGCCUGCUGCAAAUUGCGCGUUGAAUGCGUCAAGAAGCUUGGAUCCAUCUCCUCCUUGAUGGAGAACUCCGUGGAAGGACAAGCCUGUCGAGAUGAAAUUCACUCCGCGGUCAACAGCAGGCGUUACCGUCGGGAUGUCGCUCUUUUACCCCAAACUAGAGCUUUUGCUGCGAAGCUCGCAACCAACCUUUCAUUCAUUCAUUCAGAUCCUUCCCCGCAACAAGCCCCCUAGAGGACGAUCUGAAGUAUGUCCUCGAUUAUGACGAAAGAUCCAGCCUCCCUCCGAGCGACCCGUCCAUGGUCCCUUUCGCGCCAAAUCGCAGUUCGGACUCCUGCUCCAACCGUCUAGACGAUAUGACCUCAAGCCAUGGCAGCGCUAGUUCAUCAUUCUCCCCACUGUCAUCAUUCAUUCCUCAAGGAGAUAC